AUGGAGGUUCCCGGAUCCACAGAAAAUAACCGUGGAAGGCACGGCAAUCUCAAACCAGAAAACAUUCUGUGGUUCAAAGGUCCCGGCUGUGACGGCUUGGGUGGCCCAACCGGUGUCCUACAGAUUUGCGACUUCGGUUUAGCCGAUUUUCACAGCACACAGUGGGCACUUGUCCCGGCGGGGAACAUCGGGGGCUUGACUCACGCAUACCGAACUCCUGAAUGGGACGUCUCAAACCUCAUAUCGCCAUCAUACGACAUUUGGUCUCUGGGGUGUGUUCUCUUGGAGUUUGUCACAUGGUACAUGCUCGGAGCCAAAAAGGUCAAGAACUUCGAGGAUAAGCGGGUAGCUGGGUCUCCCGAAAUAGCACUUUCGACUACAGAAGACCCUUCUUCAGUUUAUACAAUCAGUCCGGUUGGCGUGGGUCGAGAGUGGCAGAGAAGAAGGCAGUUAUAA
Hyaloscypha bicolor E is the source of this 456-nucleotide messenger RNA. RefSeq lists its product as uncharacterized. Gene Ontology annotation, molecular function: ATP binding; protein serine/threonine kinase activity. The record is from RefSeq and is a predicted model, not a curated record. NCBI's taxonomy places the organism in Eukaryota, Fungi, Ascomycota, Leotiomycetes, Helotiales, Hyaloscyphaceae. Gene Ontology annotation, biological process: peptidyl-threonine phosphorylation; peptidyl-serine phosphorylation. The coding region runs from base 1 to 456 and encodes 151 amino acids. The transcript is spliced from 2 exons.